Molecule: messenger RNA, 3110 nt
Organism: Anarrhichthys ocellatus (wolf-eel)
Lineage: Eukaryota; Metazoa; Chordata; Actinopteri; Perciformes; Anarhichadidae
Product: ras-like protein family member 12
Exons: 2
Molecular function (GO): GTPase activity; GTP binding
Source: RefSeq, a predicted model, not a curated record
AGAAGAGGAGUGUGCAGUGUGAGUUCUUGGUUUCUGUGUGUGUACAGGAGGGUCCAGUGAAUAGUGAGCGUUAUCUGUCGUGGGCCAGCGCCUUCCUCGUCGUCUACAGCAUCAACAACAUGGAGAGCUUCAAAGGCUGCCAGCUGUACCUGCAGACCCUCGCCCUGCACAACAAAACCUUCAACCCACAAACUCCCAUCAUCCUACUGGGGAACAAGCUGGACAUGGACAGAUACAGGCAGGUGAGUCAGUGUGACGGUGAGCUGCUGGCGUCUCGUUUCGGCUGCUUGUUCUUUGAGGUGUCGGCCUCUCUGGACUUCCUCUCUGUGCAGCACGUCUUCUACGAGGCGGUGAGGAGGGUGAGGCGCGGUGGGAGGCGCGGCUGUCUGGUACCGGCCGUCUACGUCAGCGAGGACAAAGCGCUGCUCGGUGUCCACUCCUUCACCACCCCCUGCUACAAGGAGCUGCCGGCCCCCGCCACCGCCAAGCUGGUCACCGUGAAGACGUCCAGAGCCCAGAGCAAACGGAGGGCCGCCACACUCACCCUGCUGAAAGGUUUCAAGAUCUUCUGACACCCCCUGACACCCUCCACUGGGACCACUGACUCUGUGAAAGACCCUGCUGCACAGGGGGUGGACACAAUAAUAUGAACAGCUAUACAGUGAGUGUACAGACAUGUACUUGAGCCAGCCCUGUGGUUAAAGGACGACCCACUCUACCCACUGAGUCACAGAUGAUCUGAUGAUUUGAAUAGUUUCAUGUCCAUCCAAGUCUUGAGAAUCAUAAUAUGGUCUUGACAAUACACCACAUCUCAACACAACUGAACACCUGGGGGCGACUUGCAGUGACACGCUCUUUUCAUUUGGACAAAAGAAGACAAAAGAACGGCCACUGUUGUGUUGCACCUGGAAGUAAAAAUGAUUUGGUUAAUGCCAUGGACAGAACAGUCCGUUUGAAACAGAGAACAGAUCCCCCAAGACUGAGGUGCGACCCGCUGUAUAUCGUCAGCACCAUUUCUGUAGUGUCUUUAAGCUUUUCUCAAGGUCCUCCUUAUCAUAAUGUUGGGAUUAACACCGUUUACUGUCGCUGCAAUUUUCUUCUAUAUCAACCGCUGAAAAGGUGUAAAAAAUAUUUGGUAGCCAUCACGAAAAUAACAUUAUGCAAAAUAAAUUACUUUUGGAACAAUAUCUUACUUUUUCAGCCCAACAUCUUGACUGUCUGACCGUCCACCGCUGGAGACCAAUGAACCGGGUUACAUAUGCAACGUCACUCCAACAUGCCGGCUUGCUAGCAAGAUAUGAAAAUAACCUGGUCAUAUCUGUUUUUUUAAAUCAGAGGUGUUUUUUUCUAAUAUAUUUGGGCAAUACCAGUGCCAAGACAUUCAUGUUUCAUGCCCUUUUUGAAUAUAGUGUUUUUUAGAUUUGCAGACAAGCCUACAGGGUGUGCAUUCACAAUGAAGACAGCCUCCCUCCCAUCAGCAUCUUUGAAUCUUCUCCUAAUUCUCUCCUCUUGAUGGGGUGAGGUGUCUGAUUGGUCAAUAAUCAGACACAUAAGCUCUCUGAUUGGUAUUGUGUGUCAGAACAGCUGUUAGAUGAAAGGUUUGCUGUGUGAAAUUUCUGCUUGUCUACUUUUAUCUUCCUUUCUUCUGCUACAGCUCGCUCGGUACGGAGAUGAUCUCAUUUCCUGCAACAACAAUCUUAGCUACAAAGUAAACUAUUGUCACUAUAUACUCUUAUGCAUGAAUACACUUUUCUGAUUGCAGUAAAUUGUCUUUGAUGAAAAACAAUAUUAAAAUAGAUUAUGAAAUGAUUAUGUAGACAACAAUUUCCCUCAUUAAUCCAGAGGGUUAUGAUUAAAAAAAAGGGACUAGACUAAAGGGAGCUGACGGAGGGAAAACCCCAGAAGAAGACUGGCAGAGACUGGUGAGAGUGGACAUGAGGCACACCAUCUGAAGGUGACAGAGGGUCACUGCUCUCUGAUUCUCCUUCUUUUCACUGUCCUAGCUUUGUAUCAACACAGCUUUUCAAGUAAUGUAGAAUCAGAUAUGCGAUAGAUUAAAAUCCUUAAAUACAUUAACAGAUCAACAUGCGGUAUUUGGAAAGAGGCUUUCCAAGUCAGUCUCAACAGAGCUGAGGGAGCUACACAUUCAAUGAGUCGUCAGAAACAGCACUUUCAUCCAAUUAUUUAGUGAUUUAAUAUUGAUGUUUGCAGAUGCAAACUCUUUCUCGAUCAAUAUAGUGCACACUGAGAAAUGUCUGCCCCUUCUUAGUCGAUUAAUCGCCUAAUCAGUCCUUCUGAUCUCCGUUGUUUUAUCAAUUAGUCAAACUUUUUUUUUUUUGCUGAAUGAAGUUCCAAGACACUUAUGAGCACAUCUCUGGGGCUUUGUGUGAUUCUUUGUGGCUGAAAACUGUCGAUGAAAUCCUGUGAGUGUCAGUGGACAGAGAAGUGCUUUAGUCGAGGACAUCUCUAGAAUUAUUCUUUGAACAUUUUGGGAUACACGCUUUUUCACUGUCUUUCUGAGUUAGAUGAGAAAAUCAAUAUCUCUAUCAUUUCUAUGUUAGGUAGUGUUAGACAUGUUGGAGUGUUUUGCGAAAUUGUGAAUGCCCUCUACACGGAAUGCCCUGGUUAUUAGGUGUUAACAAAGAGAGGCAUAGGACUCUGUGUCUCUUGUAAGAUGUCACCUGCUGCACAUGCAGUUACGACACACACACACACACACACACACACACACGUUAGCGGGGCUUGUAGGGGACAGAACAGGGUGAUGUAAUGUUUUCACACCCUUACAACAUAGUUUCACACAGGAUGCAACACAUUAACCCUUUAGCUUGUUAACCAUAUAUAUGAGAAUGUUAUUAUCAACCAGUGAGCAAGGGGUGUCAUACUUCAUGACUAAAUUUAAGGGGGGUUACCAUGUCCAUGGCAUGACCCACAGAGGCACCAAGAAAGGGGGGGGUUACUUUCCCCCGGUGUUGUGAGCGUAUAAAUAUUCUCGGUUUUAAAGGAUCGAGGCAGUAGUUGGGGUUAAACUUUAAAUUCUUACAAAUCUCCAGACAUUUGAAAACAGCAUGCUCACUGAGUACAGGGUUUUUUAAAUUCUUUUUUGAUUU